Messenger RNA from Cyclopterus lumpus (lumpfish), 2673 nucleotides. RefSeq names its product potassium voltage-gated channel subfamily KQT member 2-like. Gene Ontology annotation, cellular component: membrane. The transcript is spliced from 17 exons. The coding region runs from base 1 to 2673 and encodes 890 amino acids. Gene Ontology annotation, biological process: potassium ion transport; transmembrane transport. The record is from RefSeq and is a predicted model, not a curated record. Lineage: Eukaryota; Metazoa; Chordata; Actinopteri; Perciformes; Cyclopteridae. Gene Ontology annotation, molecular function: voltage-gated potassium channel activity.
AUGGUGCAGAAGUCUCUGGACGGCGGCGUCUACCCAACUCAAGCCGAGGAGAGGAAGCACCGGGUCGGCUUCGUCGGACUGGACCCUGGCGCCCCCGAGUGCGGCAGGGAUGGGGCGCUACUCAUUGCGGGCUCGGAGAGCACCAAGCGGAACAGCAUCCUCUGCAGACCGAGGUCCAGCAUCUCCGCGGGGAGACCCAGACCGUCGAAGAAGAACGCCAGCUAUCGGAAGCUGCAGAAUUUCCUGUACAACGCGCUGGAGAGACCGCGGGGAUGGGCGUUCAUCUACCACGCUUACGUCUUCCUCCUGGUUUUCUCCUGUCUCAUACUUUCGGUCUUCGCCACCAUCAGAGAGUUCAAAAACAGCUCAGAGAGUGCCUUGUACAUCCUGGAAAUUGUGACUAUCGUGGUGUUUGGGGUGGAGUACAUUGUGAGGAUAUGGGCCGCUGGCUGCUGCUGUCGGUACAGAGGAUGGAGAGGGAGGCUCAAAUUCGCCAGGAAGCCUUUCUGUGUCAUAGACAUCAUGGUGCUGAUCGCCUCAGUGUCCGUGCUGGCGGCUGGAUCUCAGGGCAAUGUGUUCGCCACCUCGGCCAUCAGGAGUCUGAGAUUCCUGCAGAUCCUGCGCAUGCUGCGCAUGGAUCGCCGCGGAGGCACCUGGAAGCUGCUCGGAUCCGUAGUGUACGCCCACAGCAAGGAGCUCAUCACGGCGUGGUACAUAGGCUUCCUGUGUCUCAUCCUGGCUUCAUUCCUGGUCUACUCAGUGGAAAAGGAGUCAAAUGAGGAGUUUGAGACCUAUGCUGAUGCUCUUUGGUGGGGACUGAUCACUCUCACCACCAUUGGUUAUGGUGAUAAGGUUCCCAAGACGUGGAAUGGACGCUUGCUGGCAGCCACAUUCAGCAUGAUCGGGGUGGCCUUCUUUGCUCUUCCUGCUGGCAUCCUGGGUUCUGGCUUUGCCCUCAAAGUCCAAGAGCAACACAGGCAGAAACAUUUUGAGAAGAGGCGUAACCCUGCAGCGGGCCUCAUCCAGGCUAUGUGGAGGUUUUAUGCCACCAACCUUUCCCGCACAGAUCUGCUGUACACUUGGGAUUUCUACGAGCAGACUGUAGCCAUCCCAAUGUACAGACUUAUUCCACCUCUGAAUCAGCUGGACCUGCUGAGGAAUCUGAAGGGCAAGUCAUUCAGGAAGGAGUCUCAAAUGGAAACCUCUCCCAGUAGUGAACAUGCACACAAAGACAGACUUUGCGGGUGCUGUCCGAGACCUAUUAGCCGGAAGGCCAGCCUCAAGGACAAGGUGUUCCCCAGUCCCUCCAAGGCUCCCAUGUCCAAGGGGAAAGCCCAUUCCCCGGGUCCGGAAGACGGAGCCGAGGCGAGUCCCGGCAAAGACGCCAAGAGCUGGAGCUUCAACGAGAAGAACCGAGGGCCAAAGCACUCCUUCAGGGCCAGGGGCAGCGCCUCGCGGCAAAACUCCGAGGCAAUUGAAGGUUUAAUAAAGGCGAGCCUCCCAGGAGAGGAAAUUGGCGACGACAAGAGCUGUCACUGUGAGUUCCUCACUCAAGAAUUACCAGCAGGCCUGAGGGUGACAAUAAGGGCAAUCUGCAUCAUGAAGUUUCUGGUGUCAAAGCGGAGGUUCAAAGAGAGCUUGCGGCCUUAUGACGUCAUGGAUGUGAUCGAGCAGUACUCGGCAGGUCACCUGGACAUGCUGUCCCGCAUCAAGAACCUGCAGUCCAGAGUUGACCAGAUAGUUGGUAAAGGUCCUAAAGCUGAGGGAGAAGCGUCCGAUGACCAGAGCAUGAUGGGACGUCUGAUCAAAGUGGAAAAGCAGGUGAUCGGCAUGGACAGGAAACUGGAUUUCCUGGUCAACAUGUAUGUGCAGCGCAUGGGCAUCCCUCGUUCGGAAACCGAGGCCUUUUUCCACUCCAAGGAGCCGUAUCCGGCACCGCCUUACCACAGCCCGGAGGAGUGCAAGCUGGAGAAGGAGGAGGAGGAGGUGAAGGAGGAGAAGGAGUUGCAGACGUGCUCGGCGGCAGCUGCUCCGUGCUCGGAUGGGUCUCUGGAAAAGAAAGAUCCUUUGCUGGGUCGGCACGUGGCCAGAUCGGUGGGCACCUCCUCUGGCAGCCACGGCAGCCACAGCCGCCCCUCUACCUCCUGGCAGCACCAGCUGCAGCACCCCCUCAGCCAGCCCGCCUGGAACAGCAGCGUGGCCAACACGCCCUCGCCGGUCGGUGGCUGCGGCGAUCACUCGCCAAACCUGUUCCGCCUCCCGCCCCCGCCUGCUCCGGUCCACGACCGGUCCUCCUCCGGCCCCGGCGUCAGCGGCAGAGAGAGCGGCUCCCGGAGCAGGAGACGCCACAGGAGGCGUCAGCAGGACACUGCCGCCGUGGAGAGCGACACGUCCCUGUCCAUCCCGUCCGUCGACCACGAGGAGCUGGAGCGCUCCUUCAGCGGCUUCAGCAUCUCCCAGGCCAAGGAGGACUUCUUUGGGCCCUCUUUCUUCAUGGGCUCCGGAGCCGGAGCAGGGACUGAGGCCGCAGCCGGACCUGCACUCUGUGCCAAGGUCAGACCCUUCAUAGCAGAGGGGGAAUCGGACACAGACUCUGACCUCUACGCUCCCUCACCUCUGUCCUUCACCGGGGAGGAGUCAUGUGCAGAACGGGCGUGGCCAAGACUAAAGUAG